Messenger RNA from Cicer arietinum (chickpea), 1410 nucleotides. RefSeq names its product 2-hydroxyisoflavanone dehydratase-like. The record is from RefSeq and is a predicted model, not a curated record. Gene Ontology annotation, molecular function: hydrolase activity. NCBI's taxonomy places the organism in Eukaryota, Viridiplantae, Streptophyta, Magnoliopsida, Fabales, Fabaceae.
UCACAAACUUUAAAAAAUUUAUAAUGAAUUGAAAUCUGAAAAUGGAAAUUUAUAAUGUCUUUUAUAAGUCAACAAAGGUGAGGAAAUUAUGUUCCAAAAAAACAAAUUAGUCUUCUGUGUGUGUGUUUUGUUCUAUGAUUGAAUCAAUGGCUUCUACAACAACAAAAGAGAUCGUUUCAGAGAUUCCUUCUUAUAUCACUGUCUUCAGCGACGGCACCGUUGAACGUCCACGACAAGCACCGAUAGUACCACCCGUUCUCGAUGAUCCAAAUUCACAAGUUUCAUCGAAAGACAUCAUCAUCUCUCACAAUCCCAACAUCUCUGCUCGUCUCUACCUUCCCAAUACCCACACUCAUAAACUCCCCAUCCUUGUCUUCUUCCAUGGCGGUGGAUUCUUCUUUGAAUCUGCUUUCUCUAAACUCUACCAUGAACACUUCAACAUCUUUGCUCCGAAAACUAAUUCCAUUGUUGUUUCUGUUGAAUACAGGCUUGCUCCUGAACAUUCUCUUCCUGCAUGUUACCAUGAUUGUUGGGAUGCACUCAAAUGGGUUGCUUCUAAUUCUUCUCUAGAUCAAAAACCCAUCAAUGAAGAGCCAUGGCUCAUCAACCAUGGUGAUUUCAACAGAGUUUUCAUUGGUGGUGACAGUGCUGGUGGUAACAUAGUUCAUAACAUUGUUAUGCGUGCUGGUAUUGAACCUUUGCCUUAUGAUGUUAAAAUACUAGGAGCUAUUUUACAACACCCUUAUUUCUAUAGUUCAUACCCUGUUGGAUUAGAAACUGUUAAAAGUCCUGAGGAAGAUUUGUGUUAUUUGGUUUGGAAAUUGGUGUAUCCUUCAGCACCUGGUGGAAUUGAUAAUCCUAUGGUUAAUCCUGUGGGACCAGGGGCACCUAGUUUGGAUGGAAUUGGUUGUUGUAGAAUGAUUGUGUGUGUUGCUGGGGAAGAUGGUUUGAGGGAGAGAGGUGUUUGGUAUUAUGAGCUUGUGAAGAAAAGUGGGUGGAAUGGAAAAUUGGAACUUUUUGAACAACAAGAUGAAGAUCAUGUUUAUCAUAUUUUCCAUCCUGAAUCUGAGAAUGGUAUGAAAUUGAUCAAACGUUUGGCUUCCUUUCUUCAUGAGUAAAUUAAGACAUGUCUUUUUUAUAACAUAAAGUUUAUGUGAGUUGGAUUUCAAGGAUUCACCAGAGCUAAUGCAAGUCUUAAGGCUCACAGAGCACUUAUACUUGCAGGGUAAAAACAUGUCUUUGCUUUUAUCUGUUGUCCUGAUUUAGAUUGCUUAAUGGUUUUGUUCUCUAUGUUUUACUAAUAAUAAAUGCUUUCUUGUGAGGAUGUACUCAUAGUUAAGUAAGUGUGUUGUGUAAAAAUGUCACUUUAUUAUAGUUAUGAAGUUUUUAUCACAUUUGAUCUUUUGUUUU